Messenger RNA from Andrographis paniculata, 1748 nucleotides. Its product is annotated as aminotransferase ALD1, chloroplastic. The transcript is spliced from 11 exons. Gene Ontology annotation, biological process: L-pipecolic acid biosynthetic process; systemic acquired resistance, salicylic acid mediated signaling pathway. NCBI's taxonomy places the organism in Eukaryota, Viridiplantae, Streptophyta, Magnoliopsida, Lamiales, Acanthaceae. The record is from RefSeq and is a predicted model, not a curated record. Gene Ontology annotation, cellular component: chloroplast. Gene Ontology annotation, molecular function: L-lysine:pyruvate alpha-transaminase activity; pyridoxal phosphate binding. Bases 157 to 1473 code for a protein of 438 amino acids.
GUCGAUUGGUGCAGUGGUUUACUUCGUGGAAAACUUUCAUCAGAUUGCGGUGAAUCGAGAGCGAGUGCAUUAACGUCUCAGUCAAAGCCAAAGGCAUGGGUCCACUUUGCAAAUUUUGUUGGAGAGGAUUGAUAUUGACACAAGUUAGCAGCAAUAAUGUACAAGGCUUUGUCAUUCAGUUUCAUGCCUUGCAAAACUGUUUUGCAGCCUAGAGCUAGUAUUGCAUCGCGGGACAAUGAAAAUGCUGUCAGUUAUCGAACAAAAGUUGCUCGCAAUCCAUCCAUGGAAAGGCUGCAGAAUAACUAUUUGUUCCCUGAGAUAUCCGAACGCGAAAUCCAGCAUAUGAAAAAGUAUCCCAAUGCAAAGGUUAUAAGUCUUGGCAUCGGUGACACUACACAGCCCCUACCAGAUGUCGUGGCUUCGAGCAUGGCUGAUUAUGCGUAUGGACUUUCGACGCUUAAAGGCUAUCGGGGUUAUGGAGCUGAGCAAGGGAGCACGGAGCUAAGAAAAGCAAUAGCAGAAACAUUUUACAAAGACAUGGGCAUACAGGACACAGAAGUGUUUGUAUCUGAUGGCGCGCAAUGCGAUAUCUCUCGCCUGCAGCUGCUCUUUGGAUCGAACAUGUCCAUAGCAACUCAAGAUCCAAUUUUUCCGGCCUACAUAGAUUCAAGCGUCAUAAUUGGACAGACCGGGGAUGUCGAAAAGGAUUCCGGGAGGUACCAAAAUAUAGAAUACAUGAAAUGCGAACCUCAGAAUAAUUUCUUCCCAGACUUCUCAAAAGUCGCAAGAACCGACAUUAUUUUCCUGUGCUCUCCCAACAAUCCCACUGGGCACGCUGCCUCCAGGGAGCAGUUACACGAGCUUAUUCGAUUUGCACAGAGAAAUGGCUCUAUCAUCGUAUAUGACUCUGCCUAUGCAGGCUAUAUCACCGAUGGUAGUCCUCGAUCCAUAUAUGAAAUUCCCGGCGCCAAAAAGGUUGCUAUAGAAGUCUCAUCAUUUUCCAAGUUUGUUGGAUUCACCGGGGUUCGUCUUGGUUGGACUGUCAUCCCCAAGGAGCUGUUGUAUUCGAACGGGUUUCCUGUUAUUCACGACUUCAAUCGUAUUGCAUGUACCUGCUUUAAUGGUGCCUCCAGAAUAGCCCAGGCUGGUGGGCUUGCUAGCUUGACGGGCGAGGGCUUCAAGGGCGUGCUGUCUCUCGUCAAUUACUACCAGGAGAACGCAAAAAUACUGCUCGAAACUUUUAAACUGCUCGGAUUGAAGGCCUAUGGUGGCGUAAAUGCGCCAUAUCUCUGGGUACACUUUCCAGGUUCCAAUUCAUGGGAUGUGUUCAAUGAAAUUCUUGAGAAAACACACAUAAUUACCGUCCCGGGGAGUGGAUUUGGCCCGGCUGGGAAGGAGUUCAUCAGGGUAACUGCUUUCGGCCGCCGGGAAAACAUUCUGGAAGCUACAAAGAGGCUGACAGGCCUUCUCUGAUACAGACAAAGAAGAAUUCAUGGAUUCCUGGAUUCCCAUGGAUAACAAUGCCCCAACUAUAGGCAGGAAGUAGAAAUAAACUAUAGGAUCUAUCUUUUGCAUGUAAUAAUGUAGCAAUUAAGGAAUAAACAAUGGGGAUGAGAUUAUGUAGUUUUAGGCCAACACUAAGUUGGGACUUUUCAGCAAAAAUAUUUGAAUCUACUAUAAGAAUAAGGGAGUAAUAAAUAAAUGUGAUUAAAUCUUGGAUUUGAAAUGUAAGAAAAUAUGUUAUCCUG